GGCCCGCGUCCUCGUUUAACAGGCUGGGCUGAGGCCGAUUUGCGAAUUCAUGACCUUCAACUUCUCCAUGCAAGCCAUCGACCAGGUGAUCAACUCCGCCGCCAAGACCUCUUACAUGUCUUCCGGCAUGGUCUCGGUCCCGGUGGUCUUCAGGGGCCCCAACGGCACCUCGGCCGGCGUCGGCGCGCAGCACUCGCAGUGCUUUGCCGCCUGGUACGGGCACUGCCCUGGGCUGAAGGUGGUCAGCCCGUGGAGCUCCGAAGAUGCGAGAGGUCUGCUCAAGUCGGCCAUCCGGGACGACAAUCCAGUUGUGAUGCUGGAACAUGAACUGAUGUAUGGAGUUCCCUUUGAGAUGUCGGAGGAAACGCAAUCAAAGGACUUCUUGGUUCCUAUUGGCAAAGCCAAAAUAGAGAGGCCAGGAACGCACGUUACGUUAGUGUCGCACUCGAGGCCUGUUGGACACUGUCUGGAAGCAGCUGCUGUCCUUGCCAAAGAAGGGGUGGAGUGUGAGGUGAUAAAUCUCCGCACCAUUCGCCCAAUGGAUGUUGAAACUAUAGAAGCCAGCAUUAUGAAGACAAAUAACCUUGUAACAGUGGAAGGAGGUUGGCCACAGUUUGGAGUAGGAGCCGAAAUAUGUGCCAGAAUCAUGGAAGGACCUGCCUUCAAUUACUUGGAUGCUCCAGCUGUGCGUGUCACAGGGGCCGACGUUCCUAUGCCUUAUGCAAAGAUCUUGGAAGAGAACUGCAUACCUCAAGUGAAGGAUAUCAUCUUUGCAGUGAAGAAAACGCUAAAUAUCUAGACUGUUACAAACAUGUUCUUCUAAAAUGUCUUAGUUUUAAAACAUAUGGAGUGUACUGCCUUGUAUAGCUUCAUGAACCUUUCUGUACAGAAAGAAAAGGUUAAAUAACACUUUAAAAAUUAUUUAUAUGGUUAAUUGUGUAAUAAGCCAGCCUUUCAGUCACCCUUCAUCUCUAAGCAGCUCUGUGGGGAAGUAUAUAGCUAUGUUUGUGCCAGUCUCAUGCUGUAAGUUUGAAUCUGUACCCUCUCUGAGAGCUGAUGGUACCAGUGAACAGACUGUUCUUCUAUUGCCGUCAGAGAAAAAGUCUCAUUCUAAAUGGUCUUAAUUUAGUAUGAGAAAUAAAUGACUACCCAGCCGUGCUGUCUGUCUACUACUUAAAACAGGUCAAAUGAGUGGUUUGAAAAUGAAAGAACAGCCUAAGGACUGCUACAGGGCAGUGGAGGUGGACGCUGCAGGUUUAGACUGGCUCUACAGCUGCCUUUUAUCACAACCCAGAUGUCAGUCUGCACUUGCACGGGCCUCUUUUGCACCUGCUACUUAAUUAGAGCUGUAAGACUAGGGUGCAUAUUUCUAGAAAUAGGUGUGGUGAUGGAGCCAUUACCACAGAAAGUAUGCGUGCUGGACUUGCACUUCUGGACUUUCUGUUCAUGCUUUGGGGCUCCAGAGCUGCGAAGACUCCAGUUGAGGUUGACAAGUAAUUUCAGCAAGGAGCCCCCAAAAAAGCUUCUACCUAGUAAAUCAAUUAUUUCAAUCCUUCUACCUACAGUCUCUCCAGCAUUGCCUAAUCAAGCUGUUCUUGGCUUCUAGUCCCCUGACCCCCUUCACUCAGUUCAGUUUCAGAUCAGCUGAAGUACCUGGUAUGGUAAAACAGUAGCCCGAGGAAGAUUUUCCUCCACCCUGUUAACUGUUUGGCUUAGUUCUAAAGGCUUUCUACAGUGUAGUUAAAAGAAUAAAACCCAGGUAGGAGCCCUGUAAAGCUUACAUAGUAGAUACGUGUUACUAUGCCACAAUUAGACAACCGCCACAGUACUUUAAAAUACAGGGGGUUUGUGGACAAUGGGGAUUAGCUAAACCUGAGCAAAAUCCCUGACACGCAUAUGCCAGCAUCUUACUGCUGAUCAGCUAGAGUGUUGUGCUAGGAUAGCUUGUGGCAGCUUUCCCAUGCCAAUACAAGGGCUCAGCUCAGCUCAGCUCAGCUGCUACAGCUUUUACAGUAGAAACAAUUUUGCUAGUAUAGCACACCAGCGUUCUUAAAUCCCUCUGCAGAUGAACACAGCCAAGGCUAAAGGGAGCCUGCACCUUGGCCUUUUCAUGACUGAACGAGCUUGGGUACAGGGAGCAUCUUAGAGAUGCACCUGCAGAUAUCUGGCGUGUCCAGGCUUGCUUCUGUGGUAUCGCCUUAGUGAACUGUUACUCUGCUAUUCAAGACCUCAAUUUCUACCCUCAUGCACAAGGGCAGCUCCUUGUCUCACUCCACUUAGUAAUGCCAACAUGUCUUAAUUUGUAUGCAAGCAGAAGCUUGCAUUGGUAUUUCUUUGCAAAGUCCGGUUUGCAACAGAUCUGAAAGCAUCUACCACCAUUCUGAUUGGAGAAAUUCCAUUGACAUUUAUUUUAAUAAAAAUAUGACUGAAUAUAUAUCACAAGUUACAUGAAACUUUAUACACAGACAUUCUCUGCAUAGUAACAAACACUGAUGUACUUGAAUUUAAAAAUGGAUUAUCAUAAUCCUUUAAAGUGCAAUUUGUUUAAGGUUUUAAGCAAAUCUUAGAAUAAAGGAUCUUUCAAAUAAAGA
This is a messenger RNA of Alligator sinensis (Chinese alligator), 2591 nucleotides long. It is a transcript of the gene PDHB, whose product is annotated as pyruvate dehydrogenase E1 beta subunit. Gene Ontology annotation, biological process: pyruvate decarboxylation to acetyl-CoA. The record is from RefSeq and is a predicted model, not a curated record. Gene Ontology annotation, molecular function: pyruvate dehydrogenase (acetyl-transferring) activity. Bases 50 to 799 code for a protein of 249 amino acids. Lineage: Eukaryota; Metazoa; Chordata; Crocodylia; Alligatoridae. The transcript is spliced from 5 exons.